Molecule: messenger RNA, 1839 nt
Organism: Cryptomeria japonica (Japanese cedar)
Lineage: Eukaryota; Viridiplantae; Streptophyta; Pinopsida; Cupressales; Cupressaceae
Product: probable beta-1,3-galactosyltransferase 12
Exons: 7
Coding region: 862-1839 (325 amino acids)
Cellular component (GO): Golgi membrane
Molecular function (GO): hexosyltransferase activity
Source: RefSeq, a predicted model, not a curated record
UUAAAUAUUCUGCUAGAUCUCUGCGGAGGUUGCCGGUUCGAAACUCCCAUCGUAAAAUUUCAUUCAAUUACAUUUAAAGCGCAGAUAUUUUCAUAACAAGAGUCGCAACGCUAACUUUUGCCACUAGGAAACUCCUUACCAUUUUUUUCUUUGAUCACGAUUUUUUUUUUUUUUUUGACUUUUUCACCGCAAUUUUUUGUUUCAAAUCAAUGUUGAACGCCGAGAUAACUGAAUAGUAAGAUCCCGUUCGAAAGUUGAUCCCAUUCGAAAGUUUGAGUUUAGAACCGAGAUCAAAUUGUUCGUUUUCGUUUAGACAUCUGCAGUUCGAAAUUAUUGAAAUACCUUGUUUGAUCUGAUUUUGUGAGAACCCUCGUUCUGGCUUAUAUUAGUUUUCUACACAAAUUGUCUUGUAUGAACUAAUUUGAAUUUAAACCGGGUAAUCCAUUUAUGCUAUGACCAGGUUCCAUUGAAAUUCUUGUCUGCGCAGCGAAAUCAUGAUAUACGUUUGUAUCAAAAGAAAUGCACAUUAUUAUCAUCAAGUUCUGUUGAUUUUCACCCCGCUGUAGUGAAAUUUAUGCGACAUUUAGAUCUGAAACUAAACUUCUGAAAGUUAUGCUACAGUUAGUUUUGAAACCAAAUAACAUAGAUAUUCUUUUAUUCUAUGGUCGGUUUCUCUUCGUUAAAAUCGCCUUAUGUUAACUCUUUUAUAAUUCUUUGUGACAGUUUUCCGUGAAGCCAAAAAAUCAAAGAUUUUCAUUUACGCUGUAGUUUUCCCUUGAAAACCUUUUGAAAUUGCUAUUGUUAUAAGCCUUCUUUGGCUGAAUUCUUCGUGAUAUCUUUCACUGAACCAAAAUAAAUUCUAUGCUCUUAAUAGAAAUAGCAAAGUCCUUUUUAAUGCAGAUUAAAAUGCUAUCUUCUCCUAGCCUUAGCCGCAAGCUUUUAAUUAGCCGCCAUUCAUGGAGUACUUAUAGUUGGAGAUAUCUAUUCGCUUUCUGUUGCAUCUGUUGUGGUAUGUUGGGUAUCAUUCUGUCAAUCUAUAUUACAUGGGGGCCGGUUUUGGCAUACCAGUGCGAGAAAGGGCGAGAUACAACGAAUGCUUCUGCAAACGGAAAGAGUGAUGUUCAAAAUAGGCAAAAGGUUUUAGGCUUUGUUGGAAUUCAAACUGGGUUUGAUUCUGUGGACAGGCGUAGAGCUCUAAGGAAAACUUGGUUGCCUUCUGAUCAGGAUGGGUUGUUAAGGUUGGAAGAAAUGACGGGUUUGGCUUUCAGAUUUGUUAUAGGACAAAAGAAUGAUGCCACCAAAAUGAGAGAGCUUGAGAGCGAGAUCAAGAAAUACAAUGAUUUUUUACGUGUAGAUACUGAGGAGGACUACCAUAAAUUGCAAUAUAAAACGUUGGCUUUUUUCAAAGCUGCAUUUCGGCUCUUUGAUGCUGAUUAUUAUGUUAAAGCGGAUGAUGACAUCUAUUUGCGACCAGAUCGUCUUUCAACACUCUUGGCAAAGAAGCGCUUUUCUCCUCGAACAUAUCUAGGCUGCAUGAAGAAGGGUCCAGUUUUCAAAGACCCUAAUUUAAAAUGGUAUGAACCUCUGGGAGACAUGCUUGGGAAUGAAUAUUUCAUUCAUGCUUAUGGGCCUAUAUACGUUCUGUCAGCAGAAAUAGUGGCAGGGCUAGCAGUACUAAACAAUGACAGGCAUCAAAUGGAGGUCUCUUCAAGGAAAAUCAAGCCGGAUCCAGGACGGUCUUGGGACUUAAGGUUAGAUGAACGACUUCGAGUGAGUUCCCUAAAGUUUAACAAUCCUAUAUCAGUUGAUUUCAGUUGGAUUGAUACUAGCUCAGCUUGA